CGGCAGGGGUUAAUCCGCGAGCGCAGAGAAUGGGCCGCGCUGUUUCCAGGGUGACGGCUCGGAGUGUUCCGGAUCGUACCAUUGUGCGGGGAGGGGGGAGGAGAAGGCUUCAGCCGUCGCCAGACCCAGCCCAGCGCCGCCUCCUCCUCUCCCCCUCCCCCCGGCCUGAGCGCGGCGCCUGGGCCCAGCGGCGAGCGCAGCGCGGAGGAGCGAAGCAGGCGGAUCCCGUCGGCGGCAGCGCGGGGCCUGGGCCCAGAGCGGCGGGGUCGGUAGCGGCGGCGCGGCCCCUUCUCCCCCCGCGCGGGGCAGCGGGCGGCCCCGGGCUGCGGGGCUCGGAGACAAAGGAGGCGGCGGGGCUCGGAGCCGGCACCAGGGACCGAGAGGAGCCUCCGGGAGCCCCCGCCCGGGGUAGGCGGCACAAUGCGGCACGGGGCGGCCCGCCCGCACCGGCUGCAGCAGCGCGGGGGCCGCAGCGCGGCCCGCCCGGAGCGGGGAUAGAGGCGGCGGCCGGAGCCCCAGAGCCGGGCCGGGCCCCUCCCGCGAGCAGCGUCCCCCCGGCCUGUCACACGGGGCGGCGAUGUGAGGGCCCCGGAGCCGGCAGCAGCCACAGCCGAGCAGCGGGGACCCAGCGGAAGCGGCAGCUGGCCGGGCCCGGAGGAGCCGAGCAGCGGGGAUCCGGCGGGCGCGGCAGCCGGCCGGGCCCGGAGGAGCCGAGCAGCGAGGACCCGGCGGGCGCGGCGGCCGGGCCCGGGUGUGCGAUGGAGACGCACAUCUCGUGCCUGUUCCCGGAGCUGCUGGCCAUGAUCUUCGGGUACCUGGAGGUGCGGGACAAGGGCCGGGCGGCGCAGGUGUGCACGGCCUGGCGGGACGCCGCCUACCACCGCUCCGUGUGGCGGGGCGUGGAGGCCAAGCUGCACCUGCGCCGCGCCAACCCCUCGCUCUUCCCCAGCCUGGCGGCGCGGGGCAUCCGGCGGGUGCAGAUCCUGUCGCUGCGGCGCAGCCUGAGCUACGUGAUCCAGGGCAUGGCGGAGAUCGAGAGCCUCAACCUGAGCGGCUGCUACAACCUCACCGACAACGGGCUGGGCCACGCCUUUGUGGCGGAGAUCGGCUCGCUGCGGGCGCUUAACCUGAGCCUCUGCAAGCAGAUCACCGACAGCAGCCUGGGCCGCAUCGCUCAGUACCUCAAGGGCCUCGAGGUGCUGGAGCUGGGCGGCUGCAGCAACAUCACCAACACCGGCCUCCUCCUCAUCGCCUGGGGUUUGCAGCGCCUCAAGAGCCUCAACCUGCGCUCAUGCCGUCACCUCUCUGAUGUGGGCAUUGGGCACCUGGCGGGCAUGACCCGCAGUGCAGCUGAGGGCUGCCUGGGCCUGGAGCAGCUCACGCUGCAGGACUGCCAGAAGCUCAGUGACCUCUCACUAAAGCAUCUGGCCCGAGGGCUGGGACGCCUCCGCCAGCUCAACCUCAGCUUCUGUGGGGGCAUUUCAGAUGCGGGGCUGCUCCACUUGUCCCACAUGAGCAGCCUGCGCAGCCUCAACCUGCGCUCCUGUGACAAUAUCAGUGACACAGGCAUCAUGCAUCUGGCCAUGGGCAGCCUGCGCCUUUCGGGCCUUGAUGUUUCCUUCUGUGACAAGGUGGGGGACCAGAGCCUAGCCUAUAUUGCACAGGGCCUGGAUGGGCUGCGUUCCCUCUCCCUCUGCUCCUGCCACAUCAGCGAUGAGGGCAUCAACCGUAUGGUGCGCCAGAUGCAUGGGCUCCGCACGCUCAACAUUGGCCAAUGUGUCCGUAUCACUGACAAGGGCCUGGAGCUCAUUGCAGAGCACCUCAGCCAGCUCACAGGCAUUGAUCUUUAUGGCUGCACCCGCAUCACUAAGCGGGGCUUGGAGCGCAUCACCCAGCUGCCCUGUCUCAAAGUGCUCAACCUGGGACUUUGGCAAAUGACUGAGAGCGAGAAGGUCAGGUGAGAGGAGGGGGCACCUGGAAACCUCCAUCCUCUCUGGAGGGACUCACUGACUGACUGCUGCAAUGGAGGAGAGCGAGCGGGGGGGCACACACAGAGCCAUGCUACCUGCCCACUCCAGCACUGGAAGGAGGGAGGGAUAGAGAGCGCCCACCCCUAUCCUUUCCAUGCCACCUACCCACCUCUGCACUGGCUGGGGCAGGAGAGGGAAGAGAGACCCCCCCAUUUCUUCCAUGCCAUCCCCAGCCCUUCAUUGGGAAUACAGUACCCCUUUCCUCAUCCUUCUCUGCAUUGGGGAUAGAGGCCUGCAAUUUUAUGCACUGGGGCUGGAGAUACCCCUCCCCACUCCAGCUCUGAUUCUACCCCCUCAUGCACUAGGGAUUGAUGAAGAAAGUCCCCCUAUUCUUAUUCACCUCCAGUCCUCAGUUUUGGGAAUAGGGACCUUCUUGAAUGGGGGUGGGAAUGGAAAUGGGAACAACCCCCCCCCCCCCCAAAAAAAA
Molecule: messenger RNA, 2457 nt
Organism: Mauremys reevesii (Reeves's turtle)
Lineage: Eukaryota; Metazoa; Chordata; Testudines; Geoemydidae
Gene: FBXL14
Product: F-box and leucine rich repeat protein 14
Exons: 1
Coding region: 30-1961 (643 amino acids)
Biological process (GO): SCF-dependent proteasomal ubiquitin-dependent protein catabolic process
Cellular component (GO): SCF ubiquitin ligase complex
Molecular function (GO): protein binding
Source: RefSeq, a predicted model, not a curated record